Molecule: messenger RNA, 1089 nt
Organism: Eremothecium sinecaudum
Lineage: Eukaryota; Fungi; Ascomycota; Saccharomycetes; Saccharomycetales; Saccharomycetaceae
Product: serine/threonine-protein phosphatase
Exons: 1
Coding region: 1-1089 (362 amino acids)
Biological process (GO): mitotic cell cycle; peptidyl-serine dephosphorylation
Cellular component (GO): cytosol
Molecular function (GO): protein serine/threonine phosphatase activity
Source: RefSeq, a predicted model, not a curated record
AUGGAUAUAGAUAACGAUGUGCCAAUGAAAGACGCGAUGGAGGAUCAACUACACCAAGCUAUUGAGGAGGAUUCCGGGGUGGAAUCCGUUUCUUACUACAACACUGUUAACAGGAACACUACUUCUGAAAUAGCGGAAAACAAAUCCCCAAACCCCCUGGAGCUGACGGGUGCGAAGAUAAAUCAAUUAGACAAAUGGAUAGAGCAUCUGUCUAAAUGUCAAGUACUAGCAGAGGAGGAUGUAGGCAAGUUGUGCAAAAUGGCUGUUGAUGUGCUACAGUUUGAGGAGAAUGUACAGCCGGUAAGUGUACCGGUGACUAUUUGCGGUGACGUCCACGGACAAUUUCAUGACUUAAUAGAGCUAUUUAAAAUUGGUGGUCCGUGCCCCGACACUAAUUACUUGUUUAUGGGGGACUAUGUGGAUCGUGGUUAUUAUAGUGUUGAGACUGUGUCUUAUUUGGUAGCGAUGAAAGUGAGGUAUCCAAAGAGAAUUACGAUUUUAAGGGGUAAUCAUGAGUCUCGACAAAUUACGCAGGUAUAUGGUUUCUACGAUGAGUGUCUAAGGAAGUACGGGAGCGCGAACGUUUGGAAAAUGUUCACGGACUUGUUUGAUUACUUUCCAAUCACUGCAUUAGUCGACAACAAAAUUUUCUGUCUCCAUGGAGGCCUUUCACCCAUGGUCGAAACAAUAGAUCAGGUUCGCGAGUUAAACAGAAUACAGGAGGUUCCACAUGAAGGCCCUAUGUGUGAUUUAUUAUGGUCUGAUCCUGAUGAUCGGGGUGGUUGGGGUAUUAGUCCAAGAGGUGCGGGUUUCACAUUUGGCCAAGACAUUAGUGAACAAUUCAAUCACACCAACGACUUGUCGUUGAUUGCAAGAGCACAUCAGUUAGUUAUGGAUGGAUUUGCAUGGUCCCAUCAGCAAAGCGUUGUCACAAUUUUCAGUGCACCUAACUAUUGUUACAGAUGUGGUAACCAGGCAGCUAUUAUGGAAGUUGACGAGAAUCACAACAGACAAUUUUUGCAGUACGAUCCCUCAGUAAGAUCUGGUGAACCAACUGUAAGUAGGAAAACGCCUGACUACUUCUUGUAA